ACGCCGACGGGGGCGGAGCCAGCUGGGUCCCGUGCGGCAGCGGCCGGGUUGCAGGCGUCCGGACCUGCCGAUCUGGCCGGCCUGAUAAGCAUGAAGGUCCUGUGCUUGGUGGCCGUGGUCGGCUGUUUGCUGGUGCCCCCAGCUCAAGCCAACAAGAGCUCUGAAGACAUCCGCUGCAAGUGCAUCUGUCCCCCGUACAGGAACAUCAGCGGGCACAUUUACAACCAGAAUGUGUCUCAGAAGGACUGCAACUGCCUGCAUGUGGUGGAGCCCAUGCCGGUGCCGGGGCACGACGUGGAAGCCUACUGCCUGUUGUGUGAGUGCAAGUACGAGGAGCGCAGCACCACCACCAUCAAGGUCAUCAUCGUCAUCUACCUGUCCGUGGUUGGGGCCCUCCUUCUCUACAUGGCCUUCCUGAUGCUGGUGGAUCCUCUAAUCCGGAAACCGGACGCGUACACUGAGCGGCUACACAACGAGGAGGAAAAUGAGGACGCCCGCUCUAUGGCUGCAGUCGCUGCAUCCCUCGGGGGCCCCCGGGCCAACACGGUGCUGGAGCGCGUGGAAGGGGCCCAGCAGCGGUGGAAGCUGCAGGUGCAGGAACAGCGCAAGACGGUCUUCGAUCGGCACAAGAUGCUCAGCUAAAAGGGCGCCGGGGACUCCAAGACCCAAGGCUGUGCUGCCCACUGGACGGAGUCGGGGACCACAUGCAUCCCUGUGUCGACACAGGGCCAUUCUUUCCCGAAGCCUCCCUCUGGCAGCCUGUGGUACUUGUCCUACUUCUUCCUCUAAAAAUGCAGGACUCUGCUGUUUUAACCAGGGAACACGAUGGUACAGGGACAGUUUCAGAUCUCUAGUCUCCCCAGGUCUAUGGGGGUGAGGUGGUGAGGCCAGCAGCGGGAAAGCUGUGCCAUCUUGGAGUUGGUCUUAGGACUGAAUGGCAUCUCUCCUGGCUGCACCCUCUCCACCCUUCCACCUCCAAGUCCUGGGGAUGUGCGUCCUCAGAAGAAGGCGCUGGGGCAUCCAACACUCCGGGUUGAAGGAAGCACAGCCCAGCAUUCAGCAAGGUCCCCCUCCUGCUGUGUCCUGUACCAGCCCUCAAGAACAGCCCAGACCCCUCUGGAGACUCCUGGGAGCUUGGGGCUCCUCCCCUUGCAAGGGAUGUGGCAAUGCCCAUGCAUUCCUGCUCACCCUGCCACCUGCCCCACCUGUCCCCAGUGUCUACAGUUGCCAAGCCACACUGGGGAGAGAGACAGGACACAGGAGGCUCCCGUCCUCGGUGACACCAUUAGUCCCCGAGUUUGAUUGGACCACUGCAUGGAGAGAAAGGUCUGUCCUUCUGUUGUCUGUCAAUCAAAGCCAUCAUUAAAUUGUUUGAGUUCUCUUUCUCCCCAUGGGAA
This is a messenger RNA of Ochotona curzoniae (black-lipped pika), 1397 nucleotides long. It is a transcript of the gene TMEM9, whose product is annotated as transmembrane protein 9. Gene Ontology annotation, cellular component: lysosomal membrane. NCBI's taxonomy places the organism in Eukaryota, Metazoa, Chordata, Mammalia, Lagomorpha, Ochotonidae. The coding region runs from base 91 to 642 and encodes 183 amino acids. The transcript is spliced from 6 exons. The record is from RefSeq and is a predicted model, not a curated record.